Molecule: messenger RNA, 2855 nt
Organism: Salmo salar (Atlantic salmon)
Lineage: Eukaryota; Metazoa; Chordata; Actinopteri; Salmoniformes; Salmonidae
Product: death-associated protein kinase 2
Biological process (GO): intracellular signal transduction; protein phosphorylation; positive regulation of apoptotic process
Cellular component (GO): cytoplasm; nucleus
Molecular function (GO): protein serine/threonine kinase activity; ATP binding
Source: RefSeq, a predicted model, not a curated record
CCCCAUGUUCUUCUCGACGCAUUUUUUAUUUUCGGUAUUUUCUCUAUGAUUUAUGUUUCUCUCUAUAUAUGUAAUCCACCCAGACUACACACCACAUUUUUGUACAAUACUUUAUUAACUCAUAAUUAAGUAAUAUCACCCAUUUUCUCUCAAAGUCCAUUGCGCAUCACUGCUGCAAUCAUAACGCUCUGUCUCUCGCUCAUUCCCGACUAGUUGUGUUUUAAAAACGGUGGAAUACCUUUUGGAAUAUACAUUUUUUUUCGGGUUGUGUUCUGCUAUGACCUGAUUGUAUAUUAAUGGACUGACAGAAUCUGAAGGUUGGUCAUUUGAAAAUGAGAAGGCCGUUUCUUUUGGAUACAUUGUGGGCGUCGAAGUUUGGUGUCCCGACAUGGUGAAGCAAUAGUUGAGCGCACCAUGCAGUACUUUGACUUGAACCACCAGUAAUAUAUAGUGGGUGGAAACGGAGGGAUAAACGGGAGAAAAAGAGAAGUAUGGCCGUCUUUAAUAUGCUUGAGAAUGUGGAAGACCUCUAUGAGAUCGGAGAAGUACUUGGGAGUGGCCACUUUGGGCAGGUGAGGGAGGUGCGCGAGCGGGCCACGGGGUCUCGCUGGGCUGGGAAGUUCGUGAAGAUCAGGAAGUGCGCUAGCAGCCGGCUGGGCAUGGAGAGGAAGAAUGUGGAACGGGAGGUUGAGGUCCUGCAGGCCCUACAGCAUCCCAACAUCAUGGCCCUGAAGGAUGUGUUUGAGAGCCGGGCCGAGGUGGUGCUGGUGCUGGAGCUUAUUAGUGGAGGAGAGCUGUUUGACUUCAUUGCUGAGAAGGAGAACCUGACAGAGAGCGACGCCAUCGAGUUCAUGAAGCAGAUACUACUGGGCGUGGGCUUUAUGCACAACAAACAAAUAGGCCAUUUUGACCUGAAGCCGGAAAACAUCAUGCUGUCGGACAAGAUGGCACCAAACCCCGACAUUAAGAUCAUUGACUUUGGGCUGGCCCACUGCUUCCAGUCGGGGGAGGAGUACAGGUGCAUGAGUGGCACCCCCCAGUACAUUUCCCCUGAAGUGAUCAACAACGAACCUCUGAGCACAGCUGUGGACAUGUGGAGCAUCGGAGUGAUCACCUACAUACUACUGAGUGGUAUGUCCCCGUUCCAAGGGGACACGGACGAGGAGACACUGAGGAACAUUAUAGCCCUGAACUACAAGUUUGACGACCAUCACUUCAGCAUGACCAGCGCCAUGGCCAAAGACUUCAUCCAGAAGCUCUUUGUGAAAGAUCAGAAUGAGAGAAUGACCGCUGAGGAGUGUCUACACCACCCAUGGAUCAAGCCUCUGACAAGGAAACAGGUGGCCAACAGGAAUCGCUCCUCCAUCAACAUGAAGACCUUUAAGAAGUUCAAUGCCAAGAGGAAAUGGAAGAUGUCAUAUAACAUGGUAUGGGUGUGUAACAGGCUGCAUCGACUGAAGCUGCUUUGUAAGACCAGUGCACUGCCAGGCGAGGAACUGAGACAGUGUGAGAGUGACCAGGAGGACACCGAGACCAAGCCAGCCUCACUCAUUCGCCGGCGACUCAGCAACAGUUCAUAGACUCGACCACCAGGGGAGAGACAAAGCAUCAAGCUGCAGUGCACAGUUCCCUUUACAACCAAGCCUACAGUAUUUGCACUCCCCCUUUACCAGGCCUCGAGGGAGGGUAAGACCAAGACAGGCUGACACAAGAGCCGGGCACACAAGGAAUUUUCGGGAUCUAUGUCCCUACAUCAGACUUUUCCUUGAUGAAGUGGAAUAGAAUCUACGGCACAAGGCCCGUCAAGGCUCAACUUUAGGCUCAAUGAACUUCAGGUGGAUUGGAGGUAAUUCCAGUAAGAGCACAAGUAUAAAUGUGUGAUGGCUUGCGUGAGUGAGCAGUUAUUCAAUAAGGCUCUCGGUGGGGUAAAAUGUAAGAAAACCAAUCAUGACUUGUUUUUAGAGCUCUGCUCAGUAUUACUGUGGUUUAUUGCAUGUUUUUAUGGUGCUUUUGCAGUUGUAAAGGUCAACUGAAUAGCAGGCGGUGACAUUAUUGUUCUUAUGGGGAAGUUACUGAUUUGGGGAUGAACAGUACUGGAUUGCCAGGUAGGUCACCCGUGAUACAAGUCAGUAUUCGACGUCCAUCCAUGUCGGAGGAUGUCAGGAGGGGCAAUAUUAAUAUAUUAUAUUAUGUUAUAUACACAGUAUAAUAAUACAAUUAUACAAUAUAAUGCUAUAUAAUUAUAAAAUAUCUAGUGUCCUAAACAUGAUUACCAAGUACUCUCAUAUUGUAUGACGGACAAAUGUUUUAAGAUAACUGACCAGUAUAAAUAGCACAGCAAAUUAACUUUUAAAGGUUCUACUCCUAGAAAUAGGAUAACGAAUACAUUCUAAUUUUACUAAUCCAAUAAUGUCAUCCUGCAUACAGUAAAUACUCUGAACACUCCACGCUCUACUGCAGUGUUUCCCAACCCUGGUCCUCGAGCACCCCCAACAGCACCCAUUUGUAUUUUAACCCUGGACAAGCACACCUGUUUAAACUUGUCAACUAAUCAUCAAGCCCACACUGAGUUGAAUGAGGUUUGUUUGUUAUAGGCUACCACAAAACUGUUCUGUUUUGGGGUACCCAGGGUUGGAAACAUUGCUCUACUGAACUAGUACCGUUACUGAAGAUCAUACAUUGAUGCAUGACAAGUAACGUGACAUGAAUUAUCUUUUUGUGAGAACUAUAUACGUUUUCUGUUUCUCUAAGAAGUUUAAAAAUGUGUUUUCUUUGAUUAUAACCUUGUGAAAAUACCUUAAAUUGACUGUCAGUGUUAAGUGUGGUUAUUUUAAAUAAAGGUACAUUGUGGUCAA